Messenger RNA from Porites lobata, 3011 nucleotides. NCBI's taxonomy places the organism in Eukaryota, Metazoa, Cnidaria, Anthozoa, Scleractinia, Poritidae. The record is from the annotation of a GenBank genome assembly.
AUGUUAUUUUCAAUUUUUGAGAGAAAUUAUAACUUGAACUGUUCGAUUGAAGCAGACCAGCUCUCUGAAUACGAUGACGACUCCUCUGAUGACAAUGAUUCUGUCGUAUUAGGAGGGGAACGGACAUGGGACUUUACGGUAUUGCGGUAUUGGGCUUUUUUUCAUGCGGUAUUUCGAUAAUUUUAAUUUUAACGUGGGGUAUUGCGGUAUCAUCUAGCUCUGCGGUAUGCGGUUUUUCAUCAUUUUGGCUGACGGUAUUCGGUGAAAUAAGAUUGUUCACGGCAUUACGGUACCGUUUAUUUGCGCUUUCCUUUCAAUACAAUGAGCAAAACAAAACACAGUAGGACAUAAAGGUCAAUAAAAGUUAAUAUUUAGAAGACUUGAGACAUAAAGGUAAAUGAUUAAACCAUUGUGGGUCAUUUUGUGACAGUUAAUGGUCGAUAAUAUACAAUGUGAUUGUUGUUGCAUCCAAUGACAAUGAGUCGUCUCAAGUUACCUUACCACUCUUUUCGAUCUGUGUACCUGGGGGGUACUUGGGUUAAUGUUUGCUGGGUAUGUGCCACUGGCCUGUCAGAGCCCCUACCCCAUUAUAGUCUAUUUUUUGGUCAAUUAUAGACCCCAUCUUAGUCACUUUUUGGAAAAUGUAAUUUUCGCGAUCCCAACUUAGUCACUUCCUAUUUAUGCAUCUACCUUAUCAAUGUUGUUUCAAGCGACGGAAUGUAACGCGGUCAAUGUGAGCUUAUUGUUAAAUUUAAUAAACAACAACUUUCUGAUUUUUUAACCGAGAAUCUUCCCAUUAUGAAUCCCUACUUACUCCAAAAAUCAGAAAAUUUGCUACCCCAUUCUAGUAAAUCUAUUGAAAAUCCGACCCCAUUAUAAUCACUCCAGUCGUGAAAAUGCCACCCCAUCCAGCGGCACAUCCCCAUUAGCCUCUUGUAAGGGAGUACUCCCCCUGGGAAUUCGAGGUCUUACACGUUUUCUCACAAUGGCUGAGGUUGCUGAGGUAGAAGACGGCGUGGUCAUCAUUGACUGUGUGGCAAUUUUUUAUGAAGAGGGCGAAGGAGGCGAACAUUAUCGCAACAAGAAUAAGUUUAGAUGUCGGGUCUCGAGAAUUGACGCCUUGUAAAGUUAAAAGAGAAAAUUUGGUAAGUUUGCCUCUUACCGGCGUGUAAGUUGACCCCUGAGAGACUGACGUGCUAGACUAGACUCACUUAUCAAAACUCGCACUAGACGUGCGUGGAAAGGGUUUUGGCUGGUUUGUUUUUUGUUUUUGCGGAGAGUUAUUUUUAUUGGAAUUAAUUAGCUGUUGGGUCGACCUACCAAAAUGUAGUUUACUUUUCAGUGAAAAUUUGCGAAAAAUUUGCGAACUACCAAAAUAUUAAAGAAAAAAACAUGGACAUCUGGUGCAUAAAUGCCUGAGAAAAUUAAACGCGCUAGAUGGAAGCAACCAUAGGUAUGCGGAACCGAUUAUAAAUGUGAUUAAAUGUGCGGUAUCGGUAUUUGGACGAUUUUCGACGCGGUAUUUCGGUAUUUACCAUUUUGUCUUACGGUAUUGCCGUAUUGGGUACCCCCAGAAACCCAUAAGGGGUUGAAACGUGUAACUCUCAUACGUUGCUUUGUCCGAUGCUCAUGAUUAUUCAUUUUCGAAAGUACCAUAUUUGGAACGAGAAGAAGAGAUAACUGACCAAUCAAACUUCGUAAACAACGUGACGUAAUUUUACUUCAGGUUCCCGCGCCCUCUUAAAAAAAUGGCCGACAAACGGGGGGAAAAACUCCCAAAAGCAGAGAAAGCUUUCAAAGGUUGAAAACAGGAAUCGUACCGAAACACUGAGCAGAAAUAUAUUAUUGUCUUACCACCCGGGCCAAACGUAACAUUAUGAAACCCAUUGACGUCCUCGCAACUUCUUGAAGUUGUCACUUCAAAAAACGAUGCCUCGUUGACCCUCUGCACAGUAAACUUAUACUGCAAAUAGGUUUUUUAAAAUUCUUAUUUUAAAAGUCUAGAAUAAACAGUAAAUGAUAUUUUCGAAUAAAAUUCAUUAGCUGGGUAUCGAAAAGUGUCCAAAACCUGAACCUGACAUCUUCGCAAAAAGUGAUGCUUGUAAUUAAUGAAUGUGAGAAGCAUUUUAAAAGCUUAAAUUAAACUUGGAUGUUGAAGUCACGAUCGUGUUUUGAGCUAAUUUCAUGAAUGAACAAAUUCAAAACAAUAGACAGAGAAGCCGUUUCUUGAAAAUUUUUAUUCAAAGGCCAAAAAGUUAAUCCUUUAAAGCAAUUCGGAAAACACUAUCUGGAUCGUGGAUCCGUUCACGCAGGUGAAAUCGGCUAAGCACAUGGCAAAAUUCAACACAAAAUCCAUCUCAAAUCAGGGCACAUUUUGUAAUUUUUCUUUAGCGCCGAAGAGAAAAAUUUAUAAAACUUCUAUGAAACAUUUAAAAAUACAUAAAUUCCCUUUCAAAAACGUAAUUGUCUUGGCCAUAGAGUGCAAAAUGUACCUGAAAAACUUCACUGCCUUGGUUGUAUUUCAAAACAGACCAUGCGCUCCGUCGUGAAGAAAACAAGGUUGAAUUCCUCGAAGGACGAUUUCUUCAUGAAAAGCUUCCCUUCCUCCACAAAAAGAAAGCUGAGCAUUCUUUUGAUCGUUCUCUUUCUAUUUUUUGUCUUUUAAUGAUGUAUUUUAAACCCUGAAAUGCAGAACUCUUGUCGUAAAUCAUCUGCAUGGUGAUCGCGCGGCAGCCAUAAUUUUUGUUGAAAAUGGAUAUCUGUCACUAAGGUUUCCAAAUACUGAAUAUUCACGAGCAUUGAACGCGAGUUACACGUUUCAACCCGGUUAUGAGUUUCUGGUACCCCCAAUGUCCCCCUCUAUUAGAAGAACAUGGUGCCAAGCCUCAACUUCUAAACAAAGAACUCGGUUUCCUUUUCACAGCACCAAGAACAAGAAGUGGGAGAAUGGUGAGGACAUCGAACAAGGCAGUUCUUUGGCUGUAGUUUUAAACCAAAGUAAGAAAAACUGA